AAGCGGAAGUGAACGCCAGACUUCCCUGGCCCGGAAAUCCUCUUUGUAACCAUGGUAACGCGAGCUUUGUAGAAAAAAUGGCUACGUGUUUAAUAUCCAAGUGCUGGGGCGACCGUAAACGACACGAUGGCUGUGUGAAAAGUGGCAUGCAUUUAGAAUAUUUUUAAAACUGGUAGGCUUCAGAAGUCGUUGUCUCAGCAUGUUUACUGACGAAGCCCUGGACUCAGUGAGUGUCCGGUCACUGUGGAGGAAAUCCCAGCAGUCCGAGCAGGAGUCGAGAGACUGUCAGACCAGAGCAGUGCACAGUGCUGAGGCAGGGAUCCAAACUGUGUUCACCACUCUCAGCUGUACCCAGACAGAGCCGCAGGACCAGGCAACAGAGCAGCUCCUUAAACAAAAUCACAAUGAACCAGAGCCACUCGGCCUGAAGGACUUCCUGCAGCGGGUUGAGGAAGCAGUCAUCAGAGAACUGGUCAGAAAUGCCAGGAGUCAUGCUUUCGAUGGAUUCCAGGUGAACUGGGGUGAUCGCAGUCAGCUGGUUUCAUGUCUCCAUUGCCUUCAACAUCCCAUCUCUCAAGAGAGAGGUCUUCAUGUAACAAGUGUGUCCUGGAGUUGUACAGGUUCAGUUAUUGCCUGUGCAUAUGGUCGGAUUGACGAUGGAAACUGGAGCACUGAGAGGUCUUAUGUUUGUAUGUGGAAUCUGGACCGUCGAGGCCUGAGUCCCAGUCAAGCUGAUCUGGUCAUAGAUGUUCCCACUGCAGUCACUGCUCUGUGCUGUCACCCCAGCCAGCCUGCUCUCAUUGCAGGGGGUCUGUACAGUGGAGAGGUGGUGGUCUGGGACACUAGUCGGACUCAGGACCCUGUGCUGGCCCUAACUGGAAUGUCAGCAGACAGCCACAGGGAACCUGUUUAUCAGGUUGCCUGGCUACCCCUGCAGAAGAAAGGAGAGUUUGGUGUGCUGAGUGCUAGUUCAGGAGGUAGGGUGCUUGUUUGGAUGGUGGACUCGGACCAGGGCAGAUUUAUCCUGAAUGCUGCCUAUGCCUUAGUACAACAACAGGUUUCCCACAGCAGCAGCGUCAGCUUGAAGGCCCGAGGCAGCAGCACUGUGGGUAUCACCUCCCUGGCUCUGUCUCCCUGGGACUCUGAUACCUUCUUGGUGGGCUCUGAGGGCGGCCUGCUGCUCAGAUGCUCCUUCUCCUCCAAGGUGCCAGCUGCUGCACCCUCUGAGGGCCAGAGUGUGACACUGAGAGCUCCAGCUGUCUUCUCAUUCAGGCCUCACAGCGGCCCCAUCCACUCCAUACACUGCUCCCCUUUCCACAGGAACUUGUUUGUGAGUGCAGGGACAGACGGUCUGGCUCACCUCCACUCCCUGCUGCAAGCCAACCCGCUUCUCUCUCUCCGGGUUUCAGACUCCUACGUGUUUCAGGUGCAGUGGUCUCCAACUAGACCGCUGGUUUUUGCUGCAGCCACAGGACAAGGUGAGGUGCAGAUAUUUGACCUGGGUCACAGGUCACUGAGACCAGCAGCCACUAUCGAGCAGAGAGGUGCAGGCCAAGCAGCUUCUUGUUUGUCCUUCAACUGUCAGAACCCUCACCUCUUGGCAGUGGGGAAUACAGAUGGGACAGUUGGUGUUUGGCAGCUGAGCGCAGACUUGACGGAGCAGAGCCCCAGAGAGAGCAGCCAGUUGGAGCAGAUAGCUCAUCAAGUGGCAGAAUGAGACACUACUUGGGACAGAUCACUGCUGUACAGGACUGUUUUAUCCUCCAUUUAUGUCAGCGCUGUUUUGUAAAAGAAAAAAAACCAAAAACAAAACAAACCCAAAUCUUAACAUCUUAAGUGUGGAUGUGAAAUAAAAACAAGUGAGUGAAGGUG
This is a messenger RNA of Lates calcarifer (barramundi perch), 1872 nucleotides long. RefSeq names its product dynein 2 intermediate chain 2 (gene dync2i2). Gene Ontology annotation, biological process: intraciliary transport. The transcript is spliced from 9 exons. NCBI's taxonomy places the organism in Eukaryota, Metazoa, Chordata, Actinopteri, Centropomidae. Bases 200 to 1717 code for a protein of 505 amino acids. Gene Ontology annotation, cellular component: ciliary plasm; cytoplasmic dynein complex. The record is from RefSeq and is a predicted model, not a curated record. Gene Ontology annotation, molecular function: dynein heavy chain binding; dynein light chain binding.